AUGAUGCAGUCCACAACAAUGCCUUUCAGUCCGAUUAAGGAUGGCCGCCGCAUUCUAGGCGAGAAAGACACCAACGCGUGUCUCUCGCCGGCCCACCAGAGCAAACAGUCGCUCUCGGUCGUUGGCACGCCCACCAAGCGAACGCUGUUCACGAAUGUUUCACCUAAAAAGCUCCUGCCCUCACCCAUAUUUGCCGGCCAAAAAAGGACUAGGGAUCAGGUGGAUGAGGUCGAAAUCAACACUGGAUGCGGGCAGGACCCGCUGGGCUCGCAAGAAUCAAGUUCUCAAUCCACCAUCAAACAGAGCAUUAACGAGCCUGCCCAAGUACCAAACGCGACGGAUGUCAAUGUCAAUGUUGGCGUCUCGACACCCACCUCAACCCAACCGGAACGCGACGAGACAUCCGACGAUCAGAUGGAAACAGAGAUACCCCCAACCGCGUCUCAGAGCCUGGAGAACGACACAAGAUCCAUGCCCGAGGAUUCAAACGCGCGAAAAAUGUUUAUUCAGGAGAAAGCGCUGCUUCUCCGAAACACCUUACAAACCGCCAUGCGCAAUGUUACUACUCACCAAUUCGAUCGCCGAGUAUCCGAACUGGAAGCACACAGCCGCAAGUGCCCUCGGAUCUCUCUCGCCGCUCUCUCAUCCCCCUCCGUCUCCUUCAAAAACACCACGCCCUCUCAAUUCCGUACUCCCCGCAUUGGCACCAUGGCCGACAUGACCUCCACUCCUUUCCGAAGCACCCCUGAUCUCCCCAGACACCGCUCCGCAUUCGCCGACUCUUCUUCCUGCGUGAAGCCAUCCCAACGCACUCCACCCCGCGCAUUUGGAUCUCCAAUGCAACUGAGCAGCCCACCCGCUACUGUCGUCCGCCAAAGCCGCACCCGUGAGGUGAGCGAGGAACCAAGGCCAGAAGAAAAACCUGAAAAACACGAGGAUCUAUCACCGUCUCAAAGAGGGGACGCGGUGGAUGGGUUACUCAAGCUCAUGAGCACGGCAGGCAGUCAGGACAGUUCAGACGCAUGGACCGGACAGGUUGAUGGCCGUGGCUGA
Penicillium waksmanii is the source of this 1053-nucleotide messenger RNA. RefSeq lists its product as uncharacterized. The record is from RefSeq and is a predicted model, not a curated record. The transcript is spliced from 3 exons. Lineage: Eukaryota; Fungi; Ascomycota; Eurotiomycetes; Eurotiales; Aspergillaceae. Bases 1 to 1053 code for a protein of 350 amino acids.